This is a messenger RNA of Eurytemora carolleeae, 2306 nucleotides long. RefSeq names its product casein kinase I (gene dco). Gene Ontology annotation, cellular component: nucleus; cytoplasm. Gene Ontology annotation, molecular function: protein serine/threonine kinase activity; ATP binding. Lineage: Eukaryota; Metazoa; Arthropoda; Copepoda; Calanoida; Temoridae. The record is from RefSeq and is a predicted model, not a curated record. Gene Ontology annotation, biological process: signal transduction; peptidyl-serine phosphorylation; endocytosis.
UUGCGAUUAAACUUGAGUGUGUGAAAACCAAGCAUCCUCAACUUCACAUAGAAUCCAAGUUCUACAGGAUAAUGCAAGGAGGAGUAGGAAUACCUGCUAUCAAGUGGUGUGGAUCAGAAGGAGAUUACAAUGUGAUGGUAAUGGAACUGUUGGGACCAAGCCUGGAAGAUUUGUUUAACUUCUGUUCUCGACGGUUUAGUCUGAAAACUGUCCUACUCCUGGCAGAUCAGCUUAUCUCUAGGAUAGAGUAUAUACACAGCAAAAACUUUAUUCAUCGUGACAUAAAACCUGACAACUUCCUCAUGGGUCUGGGAAAGAAGGGUAAUCUCGUGUACAUCAUCGACUUCGGUCUAGCGAAGAAGUAUCGUGAUGCCCGAACCCAUCAGCAUAUAUCCUACCGGGAAAACAAGAAUUUGACCGGCACAGCUCGCUACGCCAGCAUCAAUACACACCUUGGGAUAGAACAAAGUCGGAGAGAUGAUAUGGAGAGUUUAGGAUACAUUCUCAUGUACUUCGUCCAGGGGACACUGCCCUGGCAAGGACUAAGAGCUGCGACGAAGCAGCAAAAAUAUGAACGUAUUUCUGAAAAGAAGAUGUCGACCCCUGUCGAUGUUCUGUGUAAAGGCGCACCCUGCGAAUUCGCGACUUAUCUCAACUACUGCAGAUCUCUCAGGUUCGAGGAGAAACCGGACUACAGCUACUUACGUCAGCUGUUCCGUAAUCUGUUCCACCGGCAAGGAUUCACCUACGACUACGUGUUCGACUGGAACAUGCUCAAGUUCGGAGGAAGCAGGGGCACAGAAACCGAGGGAGACCAGAGAUACUCGAGAAAGUGAUAGAAUAACAAUAAAAAGCCGAAGUGUUUCAUCCUGUAGAAUGCCAUCAGAUCCCUCCUGACUGUGCGACUUCAUUACUUGUAAUUGUUGAAAACUAGAAAAAUGUUGGAAUCUUGUAAAAUGGGCCAGUUCAUUAAACAAAAUUGUUACCAAUCAUAAUACGAUAAAAGCCAUUUUUUAUAUUUAUUAUCAAAGAAUACUGUACUGCAAGUGUACCACCGUGGAAGGUGUAUUUUACUUAACUUCAUGUUACAAGAUUAGAUUCCUGGAAAACAUCACAUUGUACAUUUUUUAAUUCGUUUAUCCUCAUAUUUUUUAUAAAGGUGUUUUUUUUGUUUGUUUUUUUGUGUACAUUUGCAGUUGUACUUGAAAAACAGCCGGGGGUACAACACUUUUUUUAAAUCGUUACACCCCCUUCAAAUUUGUUUUUCGAGAUGGGACAAAAAAGUAAGUUUUCUUUGAUUUCACAAUUUAAGGGGGGCCAAUGUGAGUAUCAAAAUAGAUUAAAUAAGUUAAGGUUUGUUAAAUUAUACCCCUGGAAAAAGAAUACAGUUUUCGUGUAUGGUUUGGUUUGGUUUCGGUAGGGAAUAUCGAAUAUAGACGGCUAAAGUCUAAGAUGAUGUGAAAUAAAUUUGGCAUGGGACGUAGCGGUGCGGAGGGGGGGAAUAGACAAAACUCCUUUUACUUUUUAUUAUUGAGGGUUAGGUUAAGGCAAUUUCUGGGCCGAGCACUGCGGCUAGGAUGGGCUAGGGUGCCGAGCGCUACGGCUAGCACAGGCUAGGGGCCGAGCGCUGCGGCUAGCACAUGCUAGGGGGCCGCCGCUGCGCCCACGUAAGUUUUGUCUAUCCCCCCCUCCGCACCGCUAACGUCCCAUGCCAAUAAAUUUUAAUUAAUGCCGAUUAGAAUUGAUUGAUCUAUAAUCCCCUGCCUAAUUACUAAACCAAAUAAAUCUUCAACAUUAACCUCAAAUCAACUGGUGUGCAAUUGCACAGCCACUAAAUACGCCGGACGGCAUAUGUAAUCUUAUUUGCCAAAUUCGAUUGUUUUCAUUUAUAUUUAUUAUUUUCUGUUUUUACCCUUUUCGUGUCGAUUCGAUUCCGUUAUUUAGGUUUUUCAAAACCCACAAAAUGGAAAACCAAAAACUCGUAAUAAAUUUUCCAGGAAAUAAUAUUGACUUUACUUACAAUAUCUGAACAAAGGCACAUUGUACUCUAGAACUUUUUGCAUGUUUUGUAAUUUAUUAAUUUGUUCAUUUUGUCGAAUGUUCUCUCCUUUUUUGUAAAUGUGCGACAAUUUAAAUUAUUUUUUCUCCGUCAUCUUCAAAUCUUUUUCUGAACACAAAUGCGUCCAGCUGUUGACUAGCGGAGCAAUCUAACUCUUAGUUAGGUUCCGUCCUGUUUAACAUAUAUUGUUCUUCUACUAUCCCGCCAAAUAUAUUGAACAUGGUUAAAAAUAAAUUAAUUAAUUUAA